AUGCUGGUGGUGCUGGCCGAAGGCCGUUUGACCGACGCCUGUUUGGUGCACUUUGUCGAGGAAGAUACACCGGCGUUUGAGCUCUUUUGCAAGGCCAACCCCGCCUCCCCGGCCCCCAAUCGGCUUCUGCGCGUUCACAUUUUUCCCCCAUCCCGUCAUGGCUUCCAGCCCUUAGUCCUCCAGGCCGACCUUUUAACCCCCGCCAGGCUCAUCGAGGCGGUGCGGAUCUUCCACCACGCCGGGCCUCCGAUUAUCUCAGGCGUGAAGGACCGCAUGAUGGAGGAGAUUCCCGCCAUGAAUCGGGAGGCUCUGCGCGCACAGGAACAGCAAAAACGCGAGCGCGGCUUGCCGGGGCGAUCCCCUUUGUUGGCGACUUCCGCGAGCGCCUCGAAAGAGGAUUUUCCCUCUCAAAAAGCCGACGCGUCCUCUAAUUCGGGCCUUAAACCGGAGGGAUUGUCUUCUGGGGAUGUGGGGAUUAAAAUGGUGGAUGGGAUGCACCGCGUUCACAUCGAAGGCCUCCCGGAAGGGCGAAAGAAAAUGAUGUUGACGUCCCCUAGCAUGACGCUGCGCACGGUAUGGCUGGACGUCUCGCGGCAGGUGGAGGCGGCGGCGGCGAAGGAACCGUGGGAUAAACCCGGCCCCGAAGCCACGGCGCGCUUUGCCUUCCCAAGCGGUAAAGCCCCGAAAUUUUACCUGCGAAUAAAUUCAACCUCGGAGAGCACGAUGGAGGUGCAUACUAUCGAGGACGCCAGUAAAAUCACCCUGCAGGACUUUCCAAGUGGGACCCGAAUUGGGGUGCACUAUGUCGAGACCGCGGCCUCGUGCGAAGACGAGAAUGGAAAAAAUAAAAAACUCCCCGUCAACCCAAAUUCCAAGCAUGAUGGUGAGCUCAACGAAGAAAAGGCUACUUCGGUAAUGAUCUGUGAUAGCGCCAAAUGCUGUCGUGUGGCCUUUCCCCAGAAAGAAACGCAGCUGAAGGUGCCGCGAACGGAAGAAACCCCCUCGCAAGCCGCAGUGAGGGUGGAUUCCCCAGGGGAUUUCAGAAAAAGUAACGAACCCGACGACGCGAAAAACGCGACCUCGUCUGCGGGGGGAGGGGGGUGGAUUGAUAUUCGCUGUACUCUCCCCGAUGGGCGAACAACGACGAUCCCCGGGCUGAACCCCAACGAGGACACGUUAAAAACAUCGGUGCGGCCGGUGAUUGCGCAGGCGCUCGGGCAUGCCGAUUUCCUUUUCGCCAGGCCCUACCCCCCGAAACGCUUUAGUCUUGACGAGGAUGAACAUCGCCCGCUUUCGCAAAUCGAAUUGAGGGUUUCCUCGACUUUGCGGGUGAUCCCAAACUCAGCAGGGUCGGGCUCCCGGCCCGCACAGGCGAAAGACCCCAAACAAGCCUCGCCGACCCUCAUUCACCCACGCGUGGUGGCGGCCUCGAGUGAAUUAUUUAAUCGAUUUUCGCGUUUAUUUCCACUGGGCGGCCGCGCCAAUCCGCCCCCCCCUUCACGAGAACCCUCUCACCGACCCCAAUCCGGCGCCCCGGGGGGAUUUCAAAGUAUGCGCCAUAUCCGCGAGGCCGAAGAGGAAAAAGAACGUCAAAUGGCCCUCGAAAUGCUUCAGAUGGAGCAGCGCGCGCGGCGGAUGGGAUUUUCCCCCUCAGAGGACCCCAAAACGAUGGAUGAGCCGAAGAAAAAAAAACCCAAUCACUACUUCGGGGGCGACUCCACCGAGUUGAUAGCCCCACCAAUGAAUGAGGACCGCGGCUCUGGGGGAAAUGGAAACGAGGAAACGCCGCACAACAGUGGGAGUCCGCAAGCAAACCCGGGAAUGCACAUCCCAUUCUCCGGCACCGGGCGCCGAUUAGCAGAUGAAUCCUCAGUGCAAGAAUCAGGUGACCCAAAAUCGGAUGAAUCCGAUUUUAAAAAAUCUUAG
Messenger RNA from Phytomonas sp. Hart1, 1926 nucleotides. The record is from the annotation of a GenBank genome assembly. NCBI's taxonomy places the organism in Eukaryota, Euglenozoa, Kinetoplastea, Trypanosomatida, Trypanosomatidae.